UAUCAUCAUCAUGAUCAUGCAUAUAAGGCACGAUUAGUGUGCAACUUCUCCAGUCAUUUCAACGUAACAAAAAUGGCUUCUCCUUAUACCUGUCUUCCACUUGUGUUCUUCAUACUACAUUUAAUAAUCUUCUUUCCUACUCCCACUAUAGCUGUGAACCACUACAGACCCUUCAACAACACAGUGCCGGCCGUUUUUGUGUUCGGAGAUUCCACCGUCGACCCCGGCAACAACAACUUCAUCGACACCGUCUCCCGCUGCGACUUCCCGCCGUACGGAAGAGACUUCGAUCCCAACCACACUCCCACCGGACGGUUUACCAACGGCCGCCUUGUUACCGAUUUUAUCGUUUCAUAUGCGGGAAUCAAAGACUACGUGCCGCCGUACUUGGACUCAAGUCUUAGCAUUGAGGAGCUGAUGAGCGGCGUCUCUUUCGCCUCCGGCGGCACCGGCUAUGACCCUUUUACUGCCCAAAUAAACGGAGGGGUGAUUCCUGUACUAAAUCAGCUGGAAUAUUUUCGUGAAUACAGAAGAAGAGUUGAAAAGGCUGUCGGAAAGGAAAAAACAGAAAUGCUUAUAAGAAACGCAGUAUUUCUUCUGAGUGCGGGCACAAAUGAUAUGCUCGCCAAUUAUUAUUUAACCCCAUUUCGCCGGCAAACGUAUAGUGUCCCACAAUACCACAACCUCAUGUUGCAGCUCACGGAGCAGUUUCUGCAGGGUUUAAUGAAGGAGGGGGCCCACACAAUCGCCGUGGUAGGAUUACCACCCAUUGGGUGCUUACCGAUUGCCAUCACAGCACUUUCCGACAACAUGCUCUCUAGCCGCCGCUGUGUCGAUAAAUACUCCGCCGUUGCAAGACAGUACAAUUCCAUGCUCCAAAACAAAUUGAAGGCCAUGCAAACUCCGUCCACCAGAAUUCUCUACGCCGAUAUCUACAACCCUUUGGAAGACAUUGCCAAAAAUCCCACAAAAUAUGGUUUCGAAGAAGCUGGACAAGGUUGUUGCGGGAGCGGGUAUUUCGAAUUUUCUAUUUUGUGCAAUCCCAAAUCUGUUGUGUGUCCAGAUGCCUCCAAAUAUGUAUUCUGGGAUGCAGUCCACCCCACUGAAGCCACGUACCAUAAAAUAUUUCAAUCUUUUAUCCCCUUGGUCAAUUCUUUUUUAAAGAGUUAAAGAUUUCAUAAAAAAAAAAAAAAAAAAAAAAAACAGGCCGGCCGGGAGCAUAUUAUGUUAAUUUCACUAAUUAAACAUCAAAUCUCUUCUCCCAAAAUAGGAGGAUGUAUACAAGUUUUUGUUUGUUUGGUUGGACUAUUUAUAUUUAGUGUACUCGAAUUUUACAUUUACCAAUAUAUCAUUAAUGUAUUUUAUCA
Ipomoea triloba (trilobed morning glory) is the source of this 1367-nucleotide messenger RNA. Its product is annotated as GDSL esterase/lipase At5g45960-like. The transcript has 5 exons. The coding region runs from base 73 to 1170 and encodes 365 amino acids. Lineage: Eukaryota; Viridiplantae; Streptophyta; Magnoliopsida; Solanales; Convolvulaceae. Gene Ontology annotation, molecular function: hydrolase activity, acting on ester bonds. The record is from RefSeq and is a predicted model, not a curated record.